Messenger RNA from Vitis vinifera (wine grape), 2373 nucleotides. RefSeq names its product putative disease resistance protein RGA3. The coding region runs from base 1 to 2373 and encodes 790 amino acids. Lineage: Eukaryota; Viridiplantae; Streptophyta; Magnoliopsida; Vitales; Vitaceae. The record is from RefSeq and is a predicted model, not a curated record. Gene Ontology annotation, molecular function: ADP binding. The transcript has a single exon. Gene Ontology annotation, biological process: defense response to other organism.
AUGGAAGUAGAAAUUCUGGCUAUUUUAGCAGAACUUGUUUUGGAAAAGUUGGCUGCAAAGACUUGGGAGCAAAUUGAGCUUGCCUGGAACGUUGAAAGCCAACGACUUAAGCUUCAGAAAACAGUGUCCGCCCUCAAAGAAUUGUUGUUGGAGGCUGAGCAGCGGAAAAACCAGGGACGCCAGCAGCUGAGGGAUUGGCUUGGAGAGCUCACAGAUGCUCUUUAUGAUGCGGAUAAUGUGCUGGAUGAGUUUCACUACCACUCUUUGCAGCGCCAGGUAGAGAGUCGCGGGGGCAUUGUUGAAGGCACGGUACGCAGAUCCUUUUUCACUUUCACUGAACCCACUUUCAGCUAUAAAAUGGGUCGUAAAAUCAAGAAGAUUAGGAAGACACUUGAUGAUAUUGCAGCUGAUUGGUCCCGCCUUUGUCUUCCAGAGCUAGGAGUGGAUAUGGGUAUUGUUCAGAGGGACCAGAGCCACUCCUAUGCGGAUCCGUCCAAUGUAAUUGGAAGAGACCACGAUAAAAAUGUUGUUAUUCAACAUUUGAGGCUCUGGACCGAGACUCUUUCUGUUAUUCCCAUUGUUGGGAUUGAAGGUAUUGGUAAGACUACGGUGGCUCAAUUGGUGUACAAUGACCCAUGGGUGGCUGCCCAUUUUGAACUAAGAAUGUGGGUUUGUGUGUCGAAGGACUUCGAUGUUGAAAGGCUAAUAAAACAAAUCAUCGACUCCGCGGAGGGUGGAAACUGUGGCGAAGUAAGUAUGGAUGAGGCUCAAAUCAGGUUGAGAAGUGUGUUAAUGGAGAAAAGAUUUCUACUCAUUUUGGAUGAUGUAUGGAAUAAUGACCGUGGCAGAUGGCUCGAUUUGGAACUUUUUCUAAGAGAAGGCGAGGCGGAUAGUAAAAUCAUUGUCACAACCCAGAGUAGAUCAUCUGUUGCUGCAGUCAUGGGUACUGUUCCCAUGCAUGAACUAAGUCAUCUUUCCUUCGAGGAUUCUCUGUCUUUGUUCACCAACCUUGCAUUCGAUAAUAGAGUGCAAGAAAGACUUCCAAGCCUCGAAAGUAUUGCGCAGGAGAUUGUUGAAAGAUGUGGCGGAGUGCCUCAGCUCCUGAAAACCACCGCUUGCUCGCUGUACUCAAUCACGGAGCAACAUAUAUGGUUCUCAAAACGAGAUACUGCUCUCAAAUUGAGACUAGAUGGAUUGCCCUCCGCCUUGAGGCAAUGCCUCGCCUUGUGUUCCAUCUUCCCCACCAAUUUCAGAUUCUACAGCCUUCGACUGAACCAGUUAUUGAUGGCCCAAGACUUCAUCACCUUAUCCCAUCCGAAUGAAGAUUUGGAAGAUGCUGGACAUCAGUAUAUGGACAUUUUAUACUCUAGAUGCGUCUUUCAAAAUCGUGAACAAGACUAUGGAGAUUUCUUUUAUGUUCAGAUUCAUAAUCUCAUACACGACCAUGCAUGGGAAGCAGCACAACCUGAGUACACCGUACUAAAUUUUCACAGGAACGCUCAUCCUCCCCAAACCAAUAUUCGACAUGUCUCACUUUCUGAAGACGAGUGGCCUGCAGCAGAAGGGGUUUUGGAUGUUCUCAGGGCCUUAGGGAGGGCCAACAAAGUGCGAACCAUUUUAUGUCCGUUUGUCAGAGUGCAAACCAUUGAUGAACCAUUCAUCAGCGCUUUCAUAGAAAGAUUCAAAUACAUGCGAGUGCUGGAUUUAAGUUACUCAUGUUUUGAGAGGCUGCCGGAGUCGAUCAGUGAUCUAAUACAUUUGAGGUUGCUGAGUUUAAGGAGCAAUAUCAGGAUCAGAAGGCUCCCCAAUUCUAUCUGCAAGCUCUACAAUCUGCAGACAUUGGUGCUCCUGGACUGCUGUGAACUGGAAGAACUGCCAAGAGAUACAAAGAACAUGAUUAGUUUGAGGCAUCUUGAAAUAACCACAAAACAGAGCACUUUCCCAGAAUUGUAUGACUCGAAUUCUCUUCGAUUCUUGGGGAUCGUGGGAUGCAUCAGUUUAAGAUCUCUUCUUAGAGAGGGACAAAGCUUCCCUGCUCUUCGGACAUUGUUUAUUCACAGUUGUGGGAGUCUGGUGUCUUUGCUGCCAAGCAUCAGAAACCUAACUGCUUUACGGACACUGAAAAUUGCUGAUUGCGAAGCGCUUGAUUUGUUGGAUGGGGAUGAUGACAGGUUUCCAGGCUUUCAAACUCUCUGGUUUCUGGUGAUUGUGAAUUUACCCAUGUUGGUGGGCUUGCCUCAGUGGAUUCUUCGGACUGCUACUUCUAACUUUCUGCAGCGUGUAGUCAUUGAAGCUUGUCCCAACUUCACAGGCUUGCCGCUGGCGGUGCAGCAAAAUAUCACAAUCCGUCAGAAAUUUAAGACUAGAGAGUAG